Molecule: messenger RNA, 4597 nt
Organism: Chanos chanos (milkfish)
Lineage: Eukaryota; Metazoa; Chordata; Actinopteri; Gonorynchiformes; Chanidae
Product: microtubule-associated protein 4
Exons: 18
Coding region: 63-4370 (1435 amino acids)
Biological process (GO): microtubule cytoskeleton organization; neuron projection development
Cellular component (GO): neuron projection
Molecular function (GO): microtubule binding
Source: RefSeq, a predicted model, not a curated record
UCCCGAAGCUAACUACACUACAGACGCCCGAGAAACUGUCAAAAACAGUCAACAAACGAGCAAUGGCAGACUUGAGUCUGGGCGAUGCUCUGACUGACAGUGUUCCUCAGUCUGAGGACACGGUGGAGAGAGACUUCAUUGCUUCUCUGGAAGCUGAGACCUAUGAUGACCAGGUGGGGGAGACAGUAAGCAAGACUGACUAUAUCCCAUUGGUGGACAACAGUGAUGGAAAGGAUGCUGACACUGUUGUGGAGAAUGGAGAACAAGAAGCCCAAGGGGCACAGAAACCUGGCACUGUAGGUUCACUGGUGACACCAGGGGGACAGAUUUCUCCGUCACGCCCAGAGCCACAGGGGGAGGUGCGACCACGCGACCACGCCGCAGAUCAGCAGGCCUUUGUAUCAGACUUCAUUCCAGGCUCUAUGGCUGGGUUUCCUGAUCAGUGGGGUGCACAGCCCAACCCUGCCCAGCUGCUGGACAGCGCACUGAUGGGACCCUUCACAGGUUUCUCUCCACCUGCCAUGGGGAUGGAUGUUAAUAUGGAUGUAGGCAUGGUGCCCAUGCAGCCAGAGAAAAACCAGAGUAUUGCAGAGCCACAAAAGUCUCCAUCCUUGGCCUCCGAACCCCCAAAAAAGACAGCAGAGCCCCAGACCCCCACAACUCCUAAAAACACAUCAGACCUGUCCUCAGGUGUCUUUGGUGACGGAUGGCCAGAUGAAGCUGGCAUCCCCUCCGACCUACCCUUCACCCCAAGUGUCUCCACGGUGAUCAGUCGUCAUGCCAGUCACCUGGCUGAAAGCCCAGAAGACUCCCCUAGCCCUCAGUGGUCUCCCAGAGAAAGGGGAGUAGGUGUGGGAGAAGAGGGUGAAAGUGAGAGUUCAGACCGCAAACAGCAGAAGAAGAAGAAGAAAAGAAGACCCAAGGAUGAGAUGUGUGAUUUUACAGAGCACAGAGGUCACUCUGACACUCAAGCUGAGAACACUGCGCUGCCAGAAGGCUCUCACAGAUCCUCGUCGCGCAAGGAGCGAGAUCGAGAUGGAGGCUGGGAACACGAGGAGAUCGGCAGAAGUGGUGCAAGGGGCAAGAAGGGAAAAAGCCGCAAGAAGAUUCCAGAAGAGUGGGCAAUCCAUGCAGAACCUUUUGUCCCUUCUUCCACCUCUCACUUUCAAGAGUUUGGCGUUGAUCUGGCCUCUCCUCCACAGGGUCGUGAAAGUCAUAUGAUGGGUUCAGGGCCUGCCCUGGUGUCUCUCACUGACGUCCUCCCUGAUGAAGGCCUCAUCCCACCAUCUCUUACCCAGGAUCUUCUAUCUCUAACUGCCACAUCUCCUCCAUCCACUCUGGGCUCUGAGAUCUUACCUUCAGCCCAAGUACCCAUGGAGGUAGAUGGAUCCUUCACAGGUAGUGCCAAAGCUUCCCUCUCCCUAGAGUUUGAUAAUGCUGACCCUUUUGCUUCCACAAUAAACGACACCAAGUCCUUCAUGUCGGGUGGUGGAGAUUUUGAAGAGUCUUUGUUUGAGCAGAAGAACUCUCUCCCAGGGUCAGCUAUGGGAACUCAAGUUCUGGAUGACUUCUCAAUGAAAGAGCCUCUAAUAUCCACCCCUGGCUCAGGGUUUGGAUCAUCCAUGGAAGCACUGGUCUCCGCUCCCCCAUUCACACCAUCCGGAGCAAAGUGGUCCCUGAACGACUCACACCUCAACAACCACAACGAGCUCUUUGACGUCACAGGCAUGGAAAGUGUGGCGUUUAAUGCCCAAGGCCCAGUGACCGUUCCUGUACCAUCACCCAGAGAGAAAAUUCCCAAAGGGAAGCAGAACAAGAAGUCCCGCUCAUCCUCAUCGAAGAGCCCUACAUCACCUGAAGCGAAGUUGCCCUCUCCCCAAAACUCUGGUCUGAAUCCCGCUGCUCCACCGUUCUUUCCUAGCUUCGCUGACCCCUUGGAGCACGUGGCCAUGCUGCCCGCCAUGCUGGAAGUCAAAACAGAGAAGACAGAUAAGCCAGAGGUUGAGAAAAUGGACAACUCCCAGAAGGUUGACAACUUUGAUAAGACUGACCAGGUGGGAAAGACAGACAAGGUGGACCCCACAGACAAGCAGGACAAAGAAGAAAAGGUUGACAUUCCUGUUGAUAAGACGGCUGAAAAAAUGGAAAAGGAUGGAAAGGAUGAAAAGAUGGAUAAACCUGAGAUGUUUGAAAAGUUAGACAAAAAGGAUAUGUCUGAGAAAGUAGUUACAGAAAAAACAAACAAAGCUGAAAAGCUAGAUAAAGGGGAGAAGAGUGAAAUGCUGGAGAAAAUGGAAAAGGAAAGUCUUUCAGAAAAAACAGAGAAGGUUGAUAAAGUGGAGGAAAAAGUGGAGAAGACCACCGAGAAAAAAGAAGCUGAAGAAAAAAUGGAUACAUUACCAAAGAUGGAUGAGAAAAUCCAUAAGGUUGAAAAUACAGAACAGAAAAUGGAGGAAAACAAAGCUGAAAAGGAUAAGGCUGAACCAAAGUUUGAUAAGGAUAAAGUGGAAACUACUGUAGAAAAGGACAAAACUGAGAAGGACAAAGUGGAAACAAUUGUAGAAAAGGACAAAACUGAGAAGGACAGAGUCGAACCAUGUAUUGAAAAGGACAAAACUGAGGACAAAGGGGAACCAAGUUUAGAAAAGGACAAAACUGAGAAGGACAAAGUGGAAACAAUUGUAGAGAAGGACAAAACUGCAGUGGACAAAGUGGAACCAAGUACAGAAAAGGACAAAGUGGAACAGAGCAUAGAUAAGAACAAAGUUGAAAAGGAAAAAGAUGACGUUAAGACAGAGGGGGACAAAAAAGUGGAGAAAGAAAAGGAUGAAACAGGGAAGACGGAGAAGGUAGAAAAGACCAGCUCACCACAGAAGACUGAAAAAAAGGAUAAAGUUGAGAAAAAAGAAACUGCAGAGAAAACUGACAAAACUCCCAAAGCAGAAAAAGACGACAAAACAGAGAAAGCCAAAAAACCAGCAGCCAGGUCUUCCGCCACUGGUGGGAGUAAUGCUGCCCCAAGCAAAGAUCUGACUAGCCCAGACAAGAAGACCAAGCCUGUUGCUGGGGCAACCAGACCAAGCUCUGCCAAGCCCCGGCCGAGCUCAGUGUCCACUGCUGCGACUGCCCCCAAGCGUCCAACCCCUACCUCCACUGCCACCUCCACCACCCUCACCAAAAAAGCACCCGUGCCCAAGGCCCCCACCCCUAUGGCUGAAGCCAAGCAGCCAGCCUCCGCUUCCGCUGCCAGCCGCCCCCCUACUACCUCCACCACAGUGGCUCGAGAUGUCAAAACCAAGACUACCACAGAGAGGCGCCCCCUAGUGCCAAAGGCCGGUGUCACUACUACAGCUCGAACCACGACUCCCAAAGAUGGCACUUCUGCCACAGCGCCUGCCAAAUCGACUACAGCGACCCGAACAUCCCUCACUACUCGCACCACAGCCAGUGCUUCCACUGCACGCCGCUCCCCUGCAACAAAGACCGAGAGCAAACCAGGAGAGGAGAAGAAGCCCAGCACUCUAAAAACCACAGACUCCACCCGACCCAAGACCUCAACAUCCAGGACCUCCACCAUUACCAGCACUGCUGCCAGCCGCGCCCGCGCUGCCAAAUCUGCCACACCCACCUCCUCCACCACACCUUCCACAGUGCCAGAGAGGAAGCCGCCAGUGCCCCGCGCCCCCCGUGCCAGCUCCACCACCACCUCCAACAGCACCGCGACACGAACCACCUCCCGCCCUGCCACCGCGCCCACCCCUGAUAUCAAAAAUGUCCGUUCAAAGAUCGGGUCCACAGACAACAUUAAGCAUCAGCCCGGCGGCGGAAAGGUCACAGUGUCUCAGGGCAGGACAGAUGCUCUGGCUCAGAGCUCCAUCUCCAAAGAGACCAGCCAGGGCAAAGUUCAGAUAGUCUCCAAAAAGGUGGACUACAGCCAUGUCACCUCUCGUUUGGGCUCCAAGGACAAUAUCAAGCAUGUUCCUGGUGGAGGGAACGUCCAGAUUCUUAAUAAGAAAGUUGACCUCAGCAAAGUGACUUCAAAGUGUGGUUCCAAGGCCAAUAUCAAGCACAAACCAGGAGGUGGUGAUGUGAAGAUUGAGAGUCAUAAGCUGAACUUUAAGGACAAAGCCCAGGCCAAGGUUGGCUCAAUGGACAACGUUAACCAUGAACCUGGAGGUGGUAAUGUGAAGGCUGAGGGGGCCCAGGAGGCAGCUGAAGGGAGUGGGGCUCCCUCUAGUGGCACUUGGGCCGCCCAGCCGGCGGCCAGCCCCGCCCAGGAGAAUGGGCUGAAGGAGGGCGCCCCCUGCGGGAGCGAGGGGCUCGGGGACCCCCAGAGCCUGGACUCGCCCAUCCCAGAGACAAGCAUCUAAUUCUUCUUUUUGCUAUCACUCUACCCUUCUCAUUUCACACCCCUGCCCCAACACCUCCUCUCCUCCCUCUCUCCUCUGGUCUAUCUUUUCCUGUCUGUCUCUUCCCUCUGUCUUUCUCACACUCCUCCUUUGCUGCAGAUUGAGUCUUUUAAGCUCAACUUCCGCGAGAACGCCCGCUCUCGCACGGACCACGGCGCCGACAUCAUAACCUGGCCAGCCCUGGGUGA